ACUUGUGUUGCACACAGAAUGGAGCAGCACUGAGGGACCAGCAGCGAACCGAGAGGACUCGAGCCUGCGGUCAGCAAGACUUUUCCAGAAUGACGUCCAGUUGUCCGAGAUGCGUUAAGCCUGUGUUUUUCGCGGAGAAAGUAAGCUCUCUGGGGAAAAACUGGCAUCGCUUCUGUCUGAAAUGUGAGCGUUGCUGUAAGAUUCUGUCUGCUGGAGGCCAUGCAGAGCAUGAUGGAUUACCAUACUGUCAUAAACCAUGUUACGCAACCCUCUUCGGACCAAAAGGUGUGAAUAUUGGAGGGGCAGGGUCCUACAUAUAUGACACGCCUCCACCGACACCUGUUAAUAAAUCGUGUAACAGCCCUUCAGAAGGAUCGCCGACUACUCCUUGGACCAACUCGCAGAUCAACUAUAAUCAACCUAAAGCUUCUGCUACUCCUACACGUAUGUUUGCCGGAGAGACGUAUAUGUGUCCCGGCUGUGGAAAGGCAGUGUAUUUUGCUGAGAAGGUGAUGUCACUGGGUCGUAACUGGCACAGACCUUGCCUUCGCUGUAUGAGGUGCAAGAAAACACUCACACCUGGUAGCCAUGCAGAGCAUGAGGGCAACCCUUAUUGCCACGUGCCCUGCUAUGGGUACCUUUUUGGACCAAAAGGUGUGAACAUUGGAAAGGUGGGCUGUUACGUCUACGGAGAAAAUAGAGAGAAUGAGAUGCCAAGCGAAAAUUAAGUCAAACACUUUUUUAUUUGGUACAGAGAUGUUUUUUUUAACAUCAUUGUAAUCUAUAUAGUGUUAUUUUACUGCACAGAUCAUGGUUGCUGCCAUUUACAUUUAUGCAUUUGGCAGACGCUUUUAUCCAAAGCGACUUACAUUGCUUUAUCCUAUACAUUUAUACAUAGGCAUGUGCAAUCCCUGGGAUCGAACCGACAACCUUGCGUUGUUAACGCAUUGCUCUUACCACUGAGAUACAGGAAAGCAUUUAAGAAAAAAUCUUACAAAGCGACAGUUCCCAUCCUAUGUAUAUGUACAUAUUCAUACACUCGCACAAGCUCCCUUUCACAAACACACAAUACACAGACUCCCAGCUUCUGUGUAUUCAUUCACAGGCCUGUGUAGUGUCUUAUUUAGAAAAAGGUUGUAAUUAUAACUUGAGAAAGCUGUAAAUCCUUUACUUGUGUAACUAAUAAAGAUAUUUUAAAAGAG
This is a messenger RNA of Triplophysa rosa, 1202 nucleotides long. RefSeq names its product cysteine-rich protein 3 (gene crip3). The record is from RefSeq and is a predicted model, not a curated record. Lineage: Eukaryota; Metazoa; Chordata; Actinopteri; Cypriniformes; Nemacheilidae. The coding region runs from base 90 to 728 and encodes 212 amino acids. The transcript is spliced from 7 exons.